This is a messenger RNA of Cylicostephanus goldi, 246 nucleotides long. The record is from the annotation of a GenBank genome assembly. NCBI's taxonomy places the organism in Eukaryota, Metazoa, Nematoda, Chromadorea, Rhabditida, Strongylidae.
AUGUCAUUACGGGUUCUUCUGCCAACUUUACGAAGAUGCGUCACCAAUUUUCGACGAGAAUUCAGUGUCACGCCUCAAUUGUCUACAAUACCAUUUGUUAUUGAAAAUGAGGGCCGUGCAGAACGUGUCUAUGAUAUUUACAGUCGGCUGCUUCGUGACAGAAUUGUCUGUGUUAUGACACCAGUAAGUGAUUCAAAUUUUUACGAGCUGAAAGGCGAUGCGUGGUCUGUGAGAAGACGCCAGGAC